AUUGUAAUAUAUUUCUCAAGCUCAAUACAUGAAGUACAAGACAGUUUAAAUGUACAUAUAUAUAGCUGGAAAAUUUCAUAAAUGUCCAAUACUAAAGAUACACUUGCAACAGUUGAAUCGUCGAAUCAUCCUACUUCAAAUGAUGAUGACAAUAAAUGUUUAUUAAGCGACGGUAACACAAUAAAUGAUUCUGUAAGUAAUUUUACUUGUAAUGAAGAUGUUUCAUGCCGUUUAAAAGAAGAAGAAGAAGAAGGAUAUGAAAUGAAUCGGAAUAGUUCACAGAAAAGUGUACACUUUUCAAAUUUCUCUAGAAAAUCUCUAGACUCUCCGACCAAAAUAACGAAUACAAAAUUUAAAAAUUUAAAUUUAUCACCGGAGAAAAUAAAUUCAUCAAUAAAAGAAGAACAUACUACAAGUUCAAACUCUUCAAUAAAUGGUGUAGGUAAAAAUUGGAAAAAUGUUCGUCAUACAAUGAAAUUUGUUCUGUCAAACAAAUCUAAAAGUAAAUCAGAACAUGAUGAUUCUAGUCGUGAUUCAUUUCUAUAUCGUUUUUCAACACAAAGACGUGGAACAUAUACACGUGAAAAUGAGAAUCUUAAUGAAACUCCAUUAGUAACUUAUCAAACUUCUUUUAAAAAUAAAAAUAAUAUCAAAUCACAAAAUGAUGAUUAUACACAAAGUGAUACAUUCAUUGAAUCAUGGUUUAAUCAACAACAACAACAACAACAACCAGAGAUGGAUGAUAAACAACAUGAAAUGGAACAUUUAAUGAAAUCAUCAUCAUCACAAUGUUCCAUUGUAGAUAACUUAGUAACUAAACCAGAAAUUGAACCAUUUGAUACUGGUGAAAACUAUUCUCCUGAGAAACUAAAUACUAACAAUCAUCAAAUAGAAAUUGAUAUUGAAAAAUCAAUAAAUUGGAAAAAAGAAAUUUUGAAUACAUUAAAAAUACCAAUGAAUUUUUUUAUAUUUCAUUCAAAUAGUUCCGGUUAUUUAAUAUGGUUAACAUUUGUAUCUAUAGCAUUAUUAUAUAAUUUAUGGGCACCAAUAGCACGUCAAGCAUUUACUGAAUUACAAAUAACUUAUCAAAUUUUAUGGUUUAGUUUAGAUGUAUUCACUGAUUUAACUUAUUUAAUUGAUAUAUUUGUACAAUGUAAUACAAGUUAUUUAAAACGUGGAUUAAAAGUACGUAAUCAUCAAAAAUUAGCUAAACGUUAUAUGAAAUCCUAUAAAUUCCUCUUAGAUAUUACAUCAUUACUUCCAUUGGAUUUAUUACAAUUUAAAAUUGGUAUACAACCAAUGUUACGUUUUCCAAGAUUUCUUAAAUGGUAUCGAUGUCGUGAAUGGAAGAUACGUGUAGAGAAUAGAACUAUAUUUCCAAAUUUAUGGAGAGUAUUAAAUUUAAUUCAUAUAUUAUUUUUAGGUUGUCAUUGGUUUGCUGCAUUUUAUUAUUUAUUAUCUAAAUAUGAAGGAUUUAAAAAUCCAUGGGGUUAUCAACCACAUUAUAAUAAUGAAAAUGAUACAAUAUCACGUAUAUAUCUGAAAUCAUUUUAUUGGGCUACAUUAACAUUAACAACAAUUGGUGAUCUUAGUGCACCAACAAGUAGUAUAGAGCUUACAUUCACGAUUGUAUCUUAUCUAACUGGGGUAUUUGUAUUUGCUACAAUUGUAGGUCAGGUAGGAAAUAUCAUUACUACAAGAAAUGCUGAUCGUAUUGAAUUUGAGAAAAUCUUGGACCAUGCUAAAAGUUACAUGCGGGCUAAUUCAGUUGAUAAAGAUUUACAAAGUCGUAUUCUAAGAUGGUAUGAUUAUGCAUGGUCUAAAGGUUGCGGUGGUGGUGGUCAAGAUAUUAACACAAUAGGUUUAUUACCAGAUAAAUUGAAAACUGAAUUAGCUCUUAAUGUCAAUUUGGAAACAUUGAAAAAAGUAACUAUAUUUCAUGAAUGUAGACCAGAAUUUUUACAUGAUAUUGUUUUGAAAAUGCGUCCAUUAGUUUUCACACCAGGUGAUUUAAUAUGUCGAAAAGGUGAAAUAGCACGUGAAAUAUUUAUUAUUGCUGAUGGUGUACUUGAAGUGAUAAGUGAUUCUAACGAAGUUCUGUCCAAAAUGAGCGCUGGUGACUUCUUUGGUGAAAUCGGAGUACUUAAUGUGGAUGGAGUGAAUAAACGAACAGCUGAUGUACGUGCUGUUGGUUAUGCUGAAUUAUUUGUUUUAUCUCGAGAAGAUAUUUUAAAAGCAUUGAAAGAUCAUCCAGAUGCUGAGGCAGUAAUAAGAAAACAUGCAACAAGACGUCUCUGUGAAACACGUGUACGUCAACAAGCACAUCUGCAUGGAAAAAGGUCUCCUAUCUUAUCUAAUAAUUUAUGUAAAUCAUUCAUUUUACCUGGUAAUUAAAAAUUUUACAUUAAAACUCUAGUCUAAAUUUAAAAAAGGUGCACAUGAAAAUACUUCAAUUAAAUUAGAAGUACCAUCAUCUGGUAUAACAAGAAAUUCGUCAAUGUUACUUAAUAAUGAAAACGAUAUACAAAGUCAACAAACAACAAUUAGUUCUGGUAUAAAUACACAAUGGAAAUCAAAGAAUUUUAGUGGAAGGAAUGAUACAAGUCAACUUGUAGAAACGUUAGAUCAAUUUGCAGACCGAUGGGAAACAAUACUAAUGAAUCUAACCAAAAAUUACCGUGAAGAAAUCGGUGUACUACGUGAACAAAUUCUACAAUUCAGUUCAACGAAUACAAGUUAACGUUAUCUAACCAUAAUGAGUACAAAUGUAAAUGUAUCUAUACUUGUAAUUUCACUUUUAUUUCGUUUGUAUCUAUCUAUCUAUCCAUCCAUCUAUCUAUCAGAAUGCAUCAGAUUACAUUAUUUCUAUCUAUAUAUGUAUAUACUCGUUUAUUAACAUUACAUUUCAUAAGAAAGUCUUUCUCUCUAUGCAGAAUUCAUCUGUUUCUUUUUUUAAAACAACCACUUCAUGUUUUAAAGAAAAAGAUUUGUAUGUGAAUGUAACAUACUGUCCACAUAUAUAUGCAUUAUAGAUAAAUGUACAACAUCAAAUGAUUCUUUUAUUCAUUUUCUUAAAUUAAUUUAACUUUAAAGAUUUGAUUAAUCUUUUUUGAAGUAAGGGAUGAUUAUUGGAUUAAGAUUAAAGUGUAAAUUAGUCUAGUCAAACAAUGGUCAGUUUAAAACCAUUCGAAGUUUUGUAAGCAAAGAUGGAUAGUG
Schistosoma rodhaini is the source of this 3216-nucleotide messenger RNA. The record is from the annotation of a GenBank genome assembly. Lineage: Eukaryota; Metazoa; Platyhelminthes; Trematoda; Strigeidida; Schistosomatidae.